AUGACGCUUGUCUCCGAUCAAGUACGGCGGCUGGAUGCCUACCUUGACCGUCUUCCAGUUUUAUCCGAAGUUGCUUCAGAGGAUGAUCAGUCAGAGACCGAAGAGCAUGGGUUUGCUGUAGCUGCUGCCUUCUCAUCACCGCGUCUUGAUCACUUGCUCCGUACCAUCCAGUCGUUGAGCACUACAUCAUCCUCGCAACCUCUUCUGCCGGCAUGGCGCAUCAGGGAUCUUCUCAUAUCAUCUGAUAUCCCUGCAUCUGCCCACCUCUCAGUGAGAGAGACACAGCCAGGCGAUGAGGCCAAAAGCCCUUAUGAGAAUGAGCUUGAGUGGCUGCUUGUGAGUAAGGCCACCAUUCAACUCCAUGGCGUUGUUCUCAACACACUCCUGGAUCAAAUUGUACCUCUCAACGAUGACAUCUGGUACUGGGAUGAUGUUUUAGGCUCGUAUUCCUACAGCAGCCUAUAUGCUGUUCAGAGUUCGCCUUUGCGUGUCUGGGCAUGGUCUCAAGAAGUCUACACUGCAACCAAGUUGCGCGUUCAAGCUGGUUCUCUUCAUCAUGCCCCAGGUGAACUCGUGGAUUCCACGACAUCAAGUCUGUCGCAGCAGUGGACGCAGUUUUAUGGUAUCGUGCAUGAUAGUAUCCGAGAACGAUCAAUUGCCAACAUUCAACGAAGAGUUUUGUCGCCUGUCGCGUUAUCUCGAUCCGAAGCACGACGCAAACAGGCACAGCUCAAGAAACUUCGUGAGAUAACGGCAAGUGGACUUGGUGUAUUGAUGGAUGAAGGCUUGCAAUUCGGCCUCGACGAUGAUAAGGCUGAGCUUCAGGACCAUCACGAUCUGAAGGGCGUCGUGGAACGUAGUGUUGCGCUUAUCGAUAUGGUUCUCAAGGAAGUUUCUACUCUCGACGUCAAUAUUAGCGAUUUUGAGGACAAGGUUUUUGCUGGUGUCGAGGAAGACCCUGAACUUUCUGUUCACAUCGAAGACAGCAACACCGCGGAUCGUCCAGCCAUUCUAGCCCGACGACUGCUCACCAUUAUCGACAAAUCUCUCCCUGAACAUCUCUCUGCAAUGCACGCCCUGGCCAAGGAAAAUGGUCGACCGUCCACCCUAAUCCGAUAUUGGCUCCCUGCGAUUAUUGGUCUCCUCUCUUCGACAACUGUCUUGCGUAUACUGGUCAACCGGAAGGCCGAUAUCAUCGAGUGGUUCGUUGGAUUUGGUGAAACUGUUCGUGAUUUCUGGUUUAAUUGGGUUAUCGAACCCACGUCAAAGAUUAUCUCAACCAUUCGACAUGACAAGACCAGCGAGAUCGCCAUCAUGAGUAGGGAUAGUCUUAAGGCAGACCGUGAGAGUCUCGAGCGUAUGGUUGUUGACUUUGCCCUCGACAAGCCUCACUUUGCCAAUGAAACCGGUAGCACCUUGACCGAGACUCAAGUUGCUGACAUCCGACACAAGGUUGCCGAAGGCGACGUCACUCCAGUACUCCGGGCGUUCGAGAAGGAUUUGCGAAGCCCUUUCAUGGGCACUAUUCGUGGAGAUCUUGUUCGAUCACUCCUCAUUCAGGUUCAGAAGACAAAGGUUGACCUUGAGGUCGCCAUGACUGGCAUCGACUCCCUUCUCAAGAGCCAGGAGCUUGUCUUUGGUUUCGUUGGUCUUACUCCUGGUGUCCUCGUCUCUUAUAGCAUGUUCCAGUAUCUGCGCGGUGUUUUUGGCGGCCGCUCUGGCCAGCGCCAAACCCACAAAGCCGGCAAAGCCAUCCGUGUUCUCCGCAACAUCGAUCGUAUCCUCUCUGAGGCCCGACCUACAGAGACCAAUCUUCUCUCUUACAAGGACCACGGUCUCUUGCUUUCUGAAGUUCAUAUCCUGAGAGACCUCGUUGAUAAGCUCAUGCCCCGUGAGAUUGCGAGGGAGUUCCUUGAGGAUCUCGAUGAUUUGUCAAACAUGAAGGGUAUUCAGCUGCAGACUAGGGCGCUGGAGCGCAUUCGUUGGGCUUAUGCGAGAUGGCUUCACUAG
This is a messenger RNA of Fusarium musae, 2010 nucleotides long. RefSeq lists its product as uncharacterized. The record is from RefSeq and is a predicted model, not a curated record. Bases 1 to 2010 code for a protein of 669 amino acids. Gene Ontology annotation, cellular component: mitochondrial outer membrane. Lineage: Eukaryota; Fungi; Ascomycota; Sordariomycetes; Hypocreales; Nectriaceae. The transcript is spliced from 2 exons.